AGCUUCCAGAACCUGAGAGGUGUUCACGAGAGGAUAAUUUGAGCUCCUGAAUGCUGGGGAAUAAAGUCUGUAGUUUACAGAGACAGCUGAUGGCAGGGGAUAAACUUCUGGGAACGUGGAAUAGAGGAGAUACGGAGAAAGAGCCCUGCGUGGAGCAGGAAAUGGAAUCUCAGCCAAAAAAAUUAUCCCAUUCGAUUGAAGAAAUCCUGAGGAGGCCCACAUGUGUCAGGAAAGAGAAGAGAGCUCAUCGUAACUGGUCUGUUAUCAAGGAGAACACCAGGAUAUCGAACCAGCUCUCAUGUACAGAAGCUCCACAAAACAGACUACUUGAAGAGUCUCCCAAAGCCACCACAGACUGCAUGAGUCAGAGGAAAAAGAGGCAGACGAGGGUCACUUUCACACCGUUUCAGGUGCAGGAGCUGGAGAAAGUCUUCCAGCUGACUCACUACCCAGACGUCAACAGCAGAGAGCAGUUAGCCUCCCGCCUGCACCUCACUGAGGGCCGAAUACAGAUUUGGUUUCAGAACCGCAGAGCCAAAUGGAGGAAGGCAGAAACAGUGAAGGAUAUAGAACUGAUGGCCAGACAGGACGUACAGCCAGCCAGCCAUGAUCCCCGGCUUUACUAUGAGCUCUUACAGGAGCCACCGCUGCAGGCGGUGUGCUGGCUGCCAUGCUGUUUACCUAAACCCCUCCAAUCACAGCUAUUCCUCAGAGCCACACCAACACCCGCCUUGCUGACCAACACACAUUCCCCAGAUCACAGGACUCUGUAUUUUGACCCGCUGCGGACAGACAGAUAGCACCUUCGGUAUACCUCAACAAAUAAUGACACUGCUGUGUUAAAAUUUGAAAAAAAAUUUAAGUUUCUAGCCACUCAAAAUACUACGGUAGACUGUAAUUUGUAAGCCAUACAAUUGAUAAGUUGGCUUUAAUUUCAAAAUGUGUUGUAUAUACUGAAAUAUACUGGAAUAAAAAUGAACUUUUUAAAAAAAUGUACCAAUAAAUUUGACAUCAAAAUUGAUAUCCUGGCUACUGAAAGCAGUUGGCUUUCUUUGUAAUGAAAGACCUUGUGAUACAUUCAUACAAGUGUAGGCUUAAAGACACUGUGGUAUGCUUCUUGGUAGAGAGCUGUAUUUGUGCUGUGUUACUGUGCAGGAGAGCAUUUAGAUUUUUUCAUGACACCACACUUCAUUGUCAGAGAUAAGAUACAGCGCCGCCAUAAACUGUUCAUCUGUUUGACUUUCUGACAACCUCCCCUUAUCUUAAUUUGGGCUCGUAAAUCGGGGUUAGCUGGAGGGUAUUAGAGAACUUACUGAAUAGGAUCAUAAGGAAAAUACCGGCUGAAGGUAUAGAUUAGUGCUGUAGAUGUAUGUCAAUAAUUGUGACUUUUAAAAAGUACAAAAACUGUGUACAUGGAUGUAUUUUUUCAUCUUUAUUUACUUGCUAAACCAAUAUUACACAGACUACUGUCAUUGCAUUUCACAACCUUUCCGGUAAUAAUGUAACAGCUUGUACAACAAGUGCGUGUUAUGACAGUGAUAUUGUUUUAUGAAAAGCCAAUAA
Messenger RNA from Epinephelus moara (kelp grouper), 1563 nucleotides. RefSeq names its product ALX homeobox protein 1-like. Bases 51 to 800 code for a protein of 249 amino acids. NCBI's taxonomy places the organism in Eukaryota, Metazoa, Chordata, Actinopteri, Perciformes, Serranidae. The transcript has 5 exons. The record is from RefSeq and is a predicted model, not a curated record. Gene Ontology annotation, biological process: regulation of transcription by RNA polymerase II. Gene Ontology annotation, molecular function: DNA-binding transcription factor activity, RNA polymerase II-specific; RNA polymerase II transcription regulatory region sequence-specific DNA binding.